CCUGUUUCUCCGCCGGCCGGCGCCGGCGCGUUGGGUGCGAGGCGCGGCGGCGGCGCUCGGCGCCAUGGCGGCCGGCGGCGUGGAGGAGCGGGGCGGCCUGGAGGCUGUCGUGCGGGGUAGCUUUCGCCUCCUCCGGGAGCGUUGGGCGCGGCGGAUCCGCGACCGCGGCGGCACCGCGGGUCCCCCGCCUCCAGCGCUGCCGGAGGAGGCGGAGGAGGUGAGCGCCUUGCAGGCGCUGCCGAUCGACGUGCAACUGAACAUCAUGUCCUUCCUCUCGCCCCAAGAUUUGUGCCAUUUGGGAAGCACGAGUUGCUAUUGGAGGGCGGCUGUGCAAGAUCCGUUGUUGUGGAGGUAUUUUCUCCUGAGGGAUCUCCCCUUUUGGACAUCCGUUGAUUGGAAAUCGCUCCCAGAUGUGGAGAUUUUUAAUAAAGCCUUUUCGGAAGUCAGCGAUAAUGCGCUGUACGAUUACAAGGCAGUAUAUAAAAAAAGCUGUCCUCAGAGUAGAAGAAGUUUGAAAUCAAGCCGUCCCCGGUAUGGGACUGUGACUUCCUUUUUGCAAUCGCUGGUCACUCAAGCAGAGCCUCGCUUUGCUAUGUUUGGGCCAGGUUUGGAAGAGCUGGACAACUCUUUAGUGCAAAAGAUGAUGACAUGCCCGGAAAUUCUGCUAGUAGCUGGCCUACCCCAAAGACAAAUUCAUGGAAUUGGAUCAGGAGUCAGUUUUCAGUUUAAUAACAAUCAAAAAUUCAAUAUUCUGACAUUGUAUUCAACCACCAGUGUGGAAAGGAGGAGAGCAAGGGCAGAGCAAGUUGUUGCUGUGAAUAAGAUGUUCUACCAAGAGAACAGCAUAGUAGGGAAUCAGCAAGCUGUGCACUACAAUGUAAUAGCUCAAGUGAAAAAGGUGUGCGAAGUAGUUGAUGGAUUCAUUUAUGUUGCUAAUGCAGAAGCUCAUAAAAAACACGAUCGUCAAGAGGAACUGGCUCGUAUUUUGGCAAUGAUUGAUCCAGCUCUAGGGCCUCCGAAUAGACCUCUGCUAGUUUUGUCCUGUGUCUCUCACUCUGCUGUGAAAAGAAUUCCGUGUGUUUACAUGGCACAUCACUUGCAACUAAAUCUGCUACAUCAGCCCUGGAUGGUGCAGAACACUGUAGCUGCAACUUUAGCUGGAUUGCUAAAUGGAAUUGAAUGGCUCCUGGAAGAAGCAAAUUGUAAAAAUGCACAGUAAUGGAACUGUGCAUUGUUUUACUGUAUAGAGACUUCGGUGCUUUGCAGUUAGAGGAAAUAAGAAUCUUGUCCUGACAAAGCACUGUCAGAAGGGAGAUGUAAAAGGCAAAUCUGCUUAUAUUUCACUGCACAUACUUUAAUGAUUAACAUUCUUCCAACUAUAGUCCUGAGUUAGAAGUAUGAGUAGGAUUGCCUAGAUUCCAGCAGCUGAUGAAGUGAUUGGGGGGGGGCAAUGUGGGUGUUUUGUUUUUUUUUUCUUUCAAGCUGGGACCUUUAGAGUGCAAUCUUCUCUCACUAAAUCUUAUAAUCUAAUCUCUUCUGUAAAUAUACCUAACACUAGCUUAGUUUAUCAGCACAGCCCUAUGGCAGGCAACACACAUUCAUAUGUAUACAUUUAUAAGUAUAUUCAGUGGAGAUGUUGACAGUGAUGGUUCCCAACCAAAGAUGAUGUACUGCAUGUUAAACAGUAGUAAGUUGACAGAAAGUAAGUCUUUCAAAAGGGUAAUUUCCUCUGUAUUUAUUUCAGAAACAAUGCCUAGACAAGAAAUAACACCUGCAGGAGAAUUGUUGGCCCAGAAGCAAACAAACUGCUGUGUAUGAAUUGGUUAUUUGUUGUUGUGAUCUUAUUUAUUAAUCAACCACAAAAGAUUCAGCAUCUCUGCUUUCUGUUGCAGUGAAAUUAUUAGCUUGAACUGGACAUACCUCUGAUGUCACGAAUAAAUGUCAAAUCAUUAGUACUUUGGGAUAUUUAUCAAAUACAUAGAACCUAGCGGUUACUCAAAUAGUUGUGGCCAUUUGCAGAUGUGAAAUGUACUUGGCUUGAAAUUUUCUACACAGUUACAAAUAUUUUUAUAAAAAGGGAAACAUUUUAGAGCUGGAAUUGCAUUUUUCAUAUUGAUGUCAUUUGGAUAGUCUUAGUCUUCCACUUUUUAAAUGUUUUUUUAAUUACUGGAUGAAUGAUCAGCAAUUUCCCUUAGAUUUCUGGCCUGUGCACGUAUUUGUUUUGUUCUGCUUGUUUUGUUUUGUUUUUUUCCUCUCUCUCCAUGGAAAUGCAAUAGUCUAACUAUUUUUCUCUUGGUACCUAUAUAAAUUACUACAUGGUGCACAUCAGCUGUAACUGCCCCUCAUUCUGGCAUAUGUGUGUGAUGCUUAACACAGCUGUGUCAGAAACAUUCUAUUUGAGAAGUUUUUUAUUUUUUAACGAACUAGGACAGGCACAGGAAGUGCCUUUUUUUCAUCUUUACACACAACUCAGCUUUCUAGAUGUUUUUAUAUGUCUUCUAAUCAGGAUGUGAGAGUUUCAAGGGAAAAUCCCUGGAAGCUAUACUAUUGUAAUUCUGUAUUUGUUUUUUUUUUUUUUAGUGUUUUUAUUUUUUGUUUUUUAAUAGGGUAUGUGUGCUUUGCCCUUUAAAAUAGAGAAGACACAAAAGAUUUGUGAGUAUUUUGGGGGGAAGUUCCACACUUUGUGACUGGGUUUAUGUGACUUUAUUGCUAGUCAUAAUAAUUCUGUAAUGAUCCUUGUGUAGAUGGUUAAAUGCAGCAACCUGUUGCUAUGUUAGUUAUUACAAAUAUUUUUUUUAAGCAAGAUCCUCAUUCUGCUUUCUUUAUAAGGAAUAAAUUAUUCUUUAAAGAGUGGUAUUUACAAUCUUUCUCUGUGUGUUAAGCCUGCCUGCAUGUGUGCACACAUGUGUGCAUGCACACAAAAUGUCUGCAGUCAUGUUGUCCUAACUAAUAAAUUAUCAUCUCAUCAUUA
Tyto alba (common barn owl) is the source of this 2971-nucleotide messenger RNA. RefSeq names its product F-box protein 4 (gene FBXO4). Bases 65 to 1219 code for a protein of 384 amino acids. Gene Ontology annotation, cellular component: SCF ubiquitin ligase complex. The transcript is spliced from 7 exons. Gene Ontology annotation, molecular function: protein binding. NCBI's taxonomy places the organism in Eukaryota, Metazoa, Chordata, Aves, Strigiformes, Tytonidae. The record is from RefSeq and is a predicted model, not a curated record. Gene Ontology annotation, biological process: protein polyubiquitination; SCF-dependent proteasomal ubiquitin-dependent protein catabolic process.